This is a messenger RNA of Lampris incognitus (smalleye Pacific opah), 1788 nucleotides long. RefSeq names its product zinc finger DHHC-type palmitoyltransferase 7 (gene zdhhc7). Gene Ontology annotation, molecular function: protein-cysteine S-palmitoyltransferase activity. Gene Ontology annotation, cellular component: endoplasmic reticulum; Golgi apparatus. The transcript has 8 exons. Bases 240 to 1202 code for a protein of 320 amino acids. Gene Ontology annotation, biological process: protein targeting to membrane; peptidyl-L-cysteine S-palmitoylation. The record is from RefSeq and is a predicted model, not a curated record. Lineage: Eukaryota; Metazoa; Chordata; Actinopteri; Lampriformes; Lampridae.
CGGCGUUGUGUGCGAGAAAUGUUUUUGGCGAUAUGAUGGUGUUCUUAGGCAAGGUUGGCGCUGGAUUGUAGCACAUGUAGGAUAUUGAAAUGUGUAUCAUAGCGUUCCUAAAUGAAUUAAAUAUGGACUACUAAGGUGCUAUAUUCAGCCUGUAGCCUAGUCUACAUAUUUUUGCAUUCUAAAUGCUGACACAGGGACACCCAACGGCAUGCUAUUGUGAGGCAACAAUUUAGCACAGGAUGCAGUCUUCAGGCCACCGACUGCGAGACAUGGAGCAGCACCACCCACUGCUUUCGGCCGGUGGGGAUGCAGAGGCAGGAGGCCUGGGACCAGGAAUGAUGGUGGGGGGGCCCCACACUGGCCAUUCAUCGGGUAACCGUACACUGUGGUUUAUCCAGGACAGUUGUGGCAUGGUGUGUGCCGCUAUGACCUGGUUCCUGGUGUUGUACGCCGAGUUUGUGGUGAACUUCGUUAUGCUGCUCCCCACCAAGAACUUCUGGUACACGCUGCUUAACGGGGCAGCCUUUAACUCCCUGGCUGUACUUGCACUGGCCUCGCACCUACGCACCAUGCUGACUGACCCAGGUGCAGUUCCCAAGGGCAACGCUACUAAAGAGUACAUGGACAGCCUGCUGCUUAAGCCUGGAGAGGUCAUCUAUAAAUGUCCCAAAUGCUGCAGCAUCAAGCCUGAAAGGGCACACCACUGCAGUAUCUGUAAAAGAUGCAUACGGAAGAUGGAUCACCACUGUCCCUGGGUCAAUAACUGCGUGGGGGAGAAGAAUCAGAGAUUCUUUGUACUUUUCACUAUGUACAUUGCCUUGAUUUCUGCCCACGCCCUAGGCCUCAGUGGAAUGCACUUCUUCUCUUGUGUUAAAGUCCAGUGGAAUGAGUGCAGCGAUUUUUCACCAGGGGUGUCCGUACUACUGCUGAUCUUCCUCUGUUUGGAGGCUGUGCUCUUCCUCACCUUCACAGCAGUUAUGUUCGGUACGCAGAUCCACUCCAUCUGCAACGAUGAAACGGAAAUUGAACGUCUUAAAAACGAGAAGCCCACAUGGGAGCGUCGCAUGCGCUGGGAGGGAAUGAAAGCUGUGUUUGGGAGCCCGCCUUCCCUCCUGUGGUGCAAUCCGUUCACAGGCCUGCGUCUACGGCGCCUGCUGCUGUUGACCCAAAGUCGGCGCAGUGGGGCAGAGUUUUCUGUCUGAGAGCAGAGCAGACGAACACAGCUCAGCAACAUUUGACCGUCCUAACAACAAGACUGCUUAUAAAUGCCCUCACUCUUGGUAGCAGGCUAAGAUGAACACAUGAACCCUGUCUUUUGCCUCUGGGCAACAAGGAGGUGGAUGCAAGGCUGUACCAGCAUGUCACCACCACUGGAACUUUGCGCUCACUCACCCUUAUUAAUAUAGAACCACUGUUAUUGUUCUACAUGAAUAAGUCAAAAGUAUAAAACUGUUUUUUUCCCCAACAAGAGUAGCUUUCCAUGCUUUUAAGUAAAGCACAUAGUGCAGAACCCAAAAUGAAUCUGCUCAUCGCAAGACAGUCCAAGGUGCUGUUUGAACUUAUAUCCUCUAUUACAGGGUCUUCUGUGUCCAAUUUGAAUACAGUAGCAGUGUUUAAGAAUUUUUGGUGGGCUGUACUCCUGUGCUCAAUUGCAUAUCCUAUCCAUCACUUGUGACAAGACAAAUUGACUUGAAUAGGAAGCCCUUGACAAAUUUCUAGUGGAUCCAGGCUGUAGAGUCAGACUCCAGGACACGCACUAUAUAACUACAGUUGAAAAGCAAUGUUGAA